AGAGGACUUGGUGCUGGUGAAUAUGUAACGGAUGAGUACCAAGAUGCUGUCUCGUUGGCACGGGAACGGUGCCACGGGCUAGAGCUUCGAUUGGAACGAAGUGAGACUGUUGUAGCAUAGCGAUGAGCGUCGAAACUGAUACACUUGAACUCGAGGUCUUCGAGGUACGAGACAACGAUUGUACCGGCGAAACCUCCGGCAAGCGAGGAGCAUCACUGUCAUCAUCAAAACUCGGAAGAUCAUCAAAACCCAGAGACAUUGAACCCAUAGUGCUGGCGAACCCCACGACCAGCAGCAGUAGCACCUGGCGCAAGAAGCGGAAGCGUCGGAAAUCAAAAAAUAAACAGCAACUGCAGCUGCAGUUGCCAAGCAGCCAGCGCCCAAGCUUGGGGCUGGCUCACCAGACAGUCGUAAAUUUUCCGUCGUCCUCCAAGGACUUAGAACAGACUGAAGGCGAGUGCUCGAAGCGCGACUCCUCGAGCAGCCUCGGGGGGCCCAGUGCUCGCCACACCACCUUAAGGGAAUCUCUGCUAACUGUGCUUGGCAAGCUAGUUGUCUGGAAGGGCACCAGGUACCGACCCACUCCCACGAACCCGGCCACUGGAACGUCCACUAAUUCCUCUUCAGUGCCACCGAACUCUCCUCCAGCUACUGAGUGCAUUGGAAGAGGAACUGUUUUCUUCUCCAGUGAAACGGAAAGGCGAAUUCGAGCGAACAAUCGCGAGUACAAUUCACAAUUUAAAUAUGCGAACAAUUAUAUAAAAACGUCCAAGUACUCAGUAUUGACGUUUCUGCCAUUGAAUUUGUUUGAACAAUUUCAACGAUUGGCUAAUUUUUACUUCCUAUGUCUGCUGGUGCUUCAAAUGAUUCCUGCAAUAUCAUCUCUAACCCCAAUUACUACAGCAAUACCUCUUAUUGGGGUACUUACACUCACUGCCGUCAAAGAUGCCUACGACGACUUUCAACGACAUAGCAGCGAUUCUCAAGUUAAUAAUAGAAAGUCGCAGACAUUACGAGGUACCCAGCUCAAAGUUGAAAAAUGGUCGCAAGUACAAGUCGGCGACGUUAUUAGGAUGGAAAACGAUCAAUUUGUCGCCGCCGAUGUCCUUUUAUUAUCGACGAGCGAACCUAAUGGCCUCUGCUACAUCGAGACUGCUGAAUUAGACGGCGAAACAAAUUUAAAAUGCCGUCAAUGUUUAACUGAAACUGCUGAGAUGAUGGACAACAACGAACUAAUUGGUGAAUUUGACGGUGAAAUUGUUUGUGAAACGCCCAAUAAUUUAUUGAAUAAGUUCGAUGGUAUAUUAACGUGGAAAGGCAACAGGUACGCCCUGGACAACGAUAAAAUAAUAUUACGUGGUUGUGUGCUACGGAACACACAAUGGUGCUACGGAGUGGUAAUCUUUGCAGGCAAAGAUACCAAAUUAAUGCAAAACUCAGGAAAAACAAAAUUCAAGCGAACCUCCAUAGAUAGACUAUUAAAUCUUCUAAUUAUCGGAAUUGUAUUUUUUCUGCUAUCACUUUGUUUAUUUUGUAUGAUCGGCUGCGGCAUAUGGGAGAGCCUGGUAGGCCGGUACUUUCAAGCAUACUUACCCUGGGACUCGUUAGUGCCUACAGACCCUCUGGGGGGUGCGACAGUAACUGCCCUGCUAGUAUUUUUUUCAUACUCGAUUGUUCUAAACACUGUUGUGCCAAUAAGUCUGUACACAGACAGAUCCAUCCACAAGUCCAAAAAGUUUACCGACAUAAGGAUGCACUGGAAAAACGGCCAGGAGUUUGUCCAGCAGCACCCGGUCAGCGCGAACGUCCGCUUGCUCGAACAGGCUGAUCAAAUAUCGAGUACCACCCCAGAGCCUGUCAUCAGCGCCCUCAGUGAGACGCUCGACACUUCAACUGUUCCCCCGUUGGAUUUUUCCUUUAACGAGUACUACGAGCCAGAUUUCAAAUUCUACGACCCAACACUUUUGGAAGCAGUGAGAAAAGAGGAUGAAAAUGUCCACUUAUUUUUUCGUUUGUUGGCAUUGUGUCACACAGUGAUGCCAGACGAGAGAAACGGCCGGAUAGAAUACCAAGCGCAGUCUCCAGAUGAAGCGGCGCUGGUGUCUGCGGCUCGGAACUUUGGAUUCGUGUUCCGCGAACGUUCGCCGAACAGUAUAACUAUUGAAGUUAUGGGCAAGCGGGAGAUAUAUGAGCUUCUUUGUAUUUUGGAUUUUAACAAUGUAAGAAAAAGGAUGUCUGUUAUUCUUCGACGGAACGGACAUCUUAGAUUGUAUUGCAAGGGCGCAGAUAAUGUCAUUUACGAGCGAUUAAAGGAGGGAAGCGAGGAGAUUAUGUUGAAGACCCAGGAACACUUGAAUAAGUUCGCCGGUGAAGGGCUUAGGACGCUUUGUUUGAGUGUUAAGGACCUCGAGGAGAGCUUUUUCAAUGACUGGAAGCAGAGACACAUGGAAGCGGUGCUCAGUGGCGAGGACAAAGAUGAUAAAUUAGACGCCAUCUAUGAGGAAAUUGAGAAAGAUAUGACGCUGUUGGGCGCCACUGCCAUUGAAGAUAAAUUACAAGAUGGCGUUCCGCAAACUAUCGCUAAUUUAAGUCUCGCUGGUAUCAAAUUGUGGGUUCUGACCGGCGAUAAACAAGAAACGGCAAUUAAUAUCGGAUACUCCUGCCAGCUGCUAACAGACGACCUAACAGAUGUGUUUAUCGUCGACGCAACGACUUACGAUGCCGUAGAGACUCAACUUAAUCGGUAUCUGGAGACCAUUAGAACGGCCUCGAGCCAGCACCGAAAGCCGGCUCUCUCCAUCGUCACAUUCAGGUGGGACAAAGAAAGUGAUACAGAGUACAACCGCGAUGAACCAGAGGAUCAUGAAGCAGAGUCGUCGUCUGGGUUCGCCUUGGUUAUGAAUGGGCACUCGUUAGUUCAUGCUCUUCAUCCUCAGAUGGAAAAAUUGUUCCUAGAUGUCUCUAGCCAAUGUAAAUCGGUAAUUUGCUGCCGUGUAACGCCGCUGCAAAAAGCCAUGGUGGUCGAGUUGAUAAAGAAAAACAAGUCUGCAGUGACGCUGGCGAUUGGAGAUGGAGCUAAUGACGUUUCGAUGAUUAAAACCGCUCACAUUGGUGUGGGUAUAAGCGGCCAGGAGGGCUUGCAGGCUGUAUUAGCGUCCGAUUACUCGAUCGGGCAGUUCAGGUUCCUGGAACGGCUGUUGUUCGUCCACGGGAGAUGGUCUUACUACAGAAUGUCAAAGUUUUUACGUUAUUUUUUUUAUAAGAAUUUUGCAUUCACCUUAUGCCACAUAUGGUUUGCCUUCUUUUGUGGAUUCAGCGCACAGGUAGAUUAUUUUUAAAUACUCAAAAAAAUUUAUCUUACAUU
Molecule: messenger RNA, 3364 nt
Organism: Cotesia congregata
Lineage: Eukaryota; Metazoa; Arthropoda; Insecta; Hymenoptera; Braconidae
Source: the annotation of a GenBank genome assembly